CUACCCAAAAGAAUUUGAAAUCAAAGAGGGCUGCUUGUUCUACCAGGAACGGUUGGCAGAUUGCUUACGUAGCUCUGGUCUUGAUGUAACCAGGUUGAACACACCUUUCUCUACACGCCCUAUUCUAAGUCUAGGCGGUUCUGGUGAGGGCAGCACAAGUAUCAGUGAUUUAGGGUCUAUAAAUAUUGACUUUGACAACAUUGAUGGCUCGCCACAUUUGCCGAAGAAGACAGAAGAAAUCACAGUAGAUUCUCUGAAGAAAAUGUUGGCUGAGGACAACACACACGUUAAAGUGGAAGAGGAGCGUAGAAGACGGGAGGUAGUCAACAUGUUUCGCUCAGCCCCUUUUGAAGACAUAGUUGCACAUUCAGAGGCGAAGUCAAACCAUUUCCACAACAAGCUCACAGAAAUCCUGGAGAUGGUAUCACACGAUCGGCUGCCAACAGAAUCCCCUCAAGAGAUGGUGUUUCCCAAGCUGUUUGUCUACUGA
This is a messenger RNA of Candidula unifasciata, 490 nucleotides long. NCBI's taxonomy places the organism in Eukaryota, Metazoa, Mollusca, Gastropoda, Stylommatophora, Geomitridae. The record is from the annotation of a GenBank genome assembly.